This is a messenger RNA of Danaus chrysippus (African queen), 6609 nucleotides long. NCBI's taxonomy places the organism in Eukaryota, Metazoa, Arthropoda, Insecta, Lepidoptera, Nymphalidae. The record is from the annotation of a GenBank genome assembly.
AUGUCCGAGGACUUGGACUCGAUCAGCGAGGAAGAACGAAGCUUGUUCCGACCUUUCACCCGAGAAUCAUUGGCCGCUAUCGAAUCUCGCAUAGCAGAAGAGCAUGCCAAGCAAAAGGAACUCGAGAAAAAACGAGCGGAAGGAGAGACCGAUUUGGGGCGGACGAAAAAGAAAAAAGAAGUGCGUUACGAUGACGAAGACGAAGAUGAGGGUCCUCAACCAGACGCGACUCUGGAACAGGGCCUGCCACUGCCGGUCCGGAUGCAAGGCUCCUUUCCGCUCGAACUGGCCUCCACCCCCCUCGAGGACAUUGACCCUUUCUACCACAACCAAACAACUUUCGUAGUCAUAAGCAAGGGUAAAGAUAUCUUCAGAUUUUCGGCGACCAAUGCCUUAUGGAUAUUGGAUCCUUUCAAUCCAAUAAGAAGAGUGGCUAUAUACAUUCUAGUACAUCCUUUGUUCUCACUAUUUAUUAUUACCACCAUUCUUGUGAACUGUAUACUUAUGAUCAUGCCUACCACGCCCACCGUUGAAAGUACUGAAGUUAUCUUUACCGGAAUCUACACCUUUGAAUCGGCGGUGAAAGUAAUGGCCAGGGGUUUCAUACUACAGCCAUUCACAUACCUUAGAGAUGCAUGGAAUUGGCUUGACUUCGUAGUUAUAGCUUUAGCUUAUGUGACGAUGGGCAUAGAUCUCGGCAACUUGGCCGCUCUCAGAACGUUCAGAGUUCUCCGAGCUUUGAAGACUGUGGCCAUCGUACCGGGCUUGAAGACAAUCGUUGGUGCUGUAAUAGAGUCGGUAAAAAAUCUGCGGGAUGUGAUCAUUUUGACCAUGUUUUCUCUAUCUGUGUUCGCCUUAAUGGGACUACAAAUAUAUAUGGGUGUGUUAACGCAGAAAUGUAUCAAGGUAUUCCCCGAAGAUGGUAGUUGGGGGAAUCUAACCGACGAGAAUUGGGAAAGGUUUUGUCAAAAUGAAACAAACUGGUAUGGCGGAGACGGAGAAUAUCCAUUGUGUGGUAAUUCAUCGGGAGCGGGGCAAUGUGAACCGGGCUACAUGUGUUUGCAAGGUUACGGUCCCAAUCCUAAUUAUGGAUACACAAGUUUCGAUACCUUUGGCUGGGCCUUUCUAUCGGCCUUCCGUCUCAUGACUCAGGAUUAUUGGGAAAAUUUAUAUCAAUUGGUGUUGAGAUCAGCGGGUUCGUGGCACGUUUUGUUCUUCGUUGUGAUCAUCUUCUUAGGUUCGUUCUACCUCGUGAAUCUGAUCUUGGCCAUCGUCGCCAUGUCAUACGACGAGUUGCAAAAGAAAGCCGAAGAAGAGGAACAGGCGGAGGAGGAAGCACUUAGGGAAGCGGAACAAAAAGCGGCAGCACGAGCGGACAAGCAGGAGGCACGAGAAGCACACGCUCGCGAGCAAGCAGCAGCAGCGGAAGCGGCAGCCUAUGCAGAAGCACACCCCGCCAAGUCCCCCAGCGACUCCUCUUGUCAGAGCUACGAACUGUUCGUGAACCAGGAGCGCGGCAACCAGGAUGACAAUACGCGCGAGCGCAUGUCCCUCCGUAGCGACCCCUUCCAAGACUCGGUGAGCACUCAGCCCACGCACAAGCCACCCGCCACCGAACAGCACCACGAACCAGCACGACGACAGAGGAAGGUCAGCAUGGUUCCCCACCCUGAACGCAUUAAUAAAUACGGACUGUUAUCAUAUGGGCCACUGCGCGAAGGCUCGCAGGCUUCAUUAUCUCUACCCGGAUCACCGUUCAAUUUGAGGAGAGGCUCGAGGGGUUCUCAUCAAAUGGCUUUAAGACCGAACGGAAGGAAUCGCUAUCCACCCGGAGCUGAUAGAAAACCAUUGGUAUUGUCAACAUAUUUGGAUGCUCAAGAACAUUUACCAUACGCAGACGAUUCGAAUGCUGUAACACCAAUGUCAGAAGAAAACGGCGCUAUUAUAAUACCGGUGUACUAUGCCAAUUUAGGCUCGAGGCACUCUUCCUACACAUCCCACCAGUCCAGAUUAUCGUACACAUCUCACGGCGAUCUAUUAGGAGGCAAGGCACAAACAAAGGAAGCCAGAUUGAGAGGUCGGUCGGCCUCUAGGAACCAUAGUGUGACAUCACAACCGCACGCGUACCCUCUGCCACGUCAGGAUUCAUCAUUGGCUUCCAGGCCACUUAGAGAAUACGAAAUAAGUACAACGGAAUCCACGGAUGAGGCUGGUAAAGUUCUGAAACAAUCAAACGACAAUCCAUUUAUAGAGUCACAGAGACCAAACGUUGUGGAUAUGAGAGACGUCAUGGUUUUAAAUGAGAUUAUAGAACAAGCAGGAAGGCAAAGUAGAGCGAGCGAACAAAACGUGUCAGUGUACUACUUCCCAACAGCGGAAGACGAUGAGGAUGGACCCACCUUCAAAGAGAGACUUCUGGAGUGCCUGAUGAAGGGCAUUGACUUCUUUUGUGUGUGGGACUGCUGCUGGCUGUGGUUGGAGUUCCAGAAAUACGUGGCCCUGCUAGUGUUCGAUCCUUUCGUGGAACUGUUUAUAACCUUGUGUAUUGUGGUCAACACUCUGUUCAUGGCUCUCGAUCAUCACGACAUGGACAAAGAUAUGGAUAAAGCGUUAAAGAGUGGCAACUAUUUCUUCACAGCUACAUUCGGAAUAGAGGCGAUGUUAAAGUUAAUAGCUAUGAGUCCAAAGUACUAUUUUCAAGAAGGUUGGAACGUCUUCGAUUUUAUCAUCGUCGCGUUAUCAUUGCUAGAGUUGGGUCUGGAAGGUGUACAGGGUUUGUCCGUAUUGCGUUCAUUUCGUUUGCUUCGAGUAUUCAAAUUGGCAAAGUCAUGGCCGACACUUAAUUUACUCAUCUCUAUAAUGGGUAGGACGAUGGGUGCCUUGGGCAACCUGACCUUCGUAUUGUGCAUCAUUAUUUUCAUAUUUGCCGUGAUGGGUAUGCAACUAUUCGGGAAAAAUUAUGUGGACUACGUAGACCGGUUCCCUGAUGGGGAUCUUCCUCGGUGGAACUUCACAGACUUCAUGCACAGCUUUAUGAUAGUCUUCAGAGUACUUUGCGGAGAAUGGAUUGAGAGUAUGUGGGAUUGUAUGUUAGUGGGUGACGUUUCCUGCAUACCUUUCUUCCUAGCCACCGUCGUCAUUGGCAAUCUUGUCGUCCUUAACCUCUUCUUGGCCCUGUUACUGUCAAAUUUCGGAUCAUCGAACUUGUCAUCGCCAACAGCAGAUCAAGAUACGAAUAAAAUAGCAGAAGCUUUUAACCGGAUAUCUAGGUUUAUAGACUGGGUUAAAAAAAGCGUUGCUGAUAUCUUGAAACUGGUUAAAAACAAGCUCACGAAUCAGAUUGCUAUUCACGCUCCCGAACGCGUUGACAACGAACUGGAACUGGGCGCAGAUAUAGAUGACGGUGUCCUCUACAAAGAUAAGAAACUUAAAGAUCAAGUGGAAGUUGCUAUAGGUGAUGGAAUGGAAUUCACAAUACCCGGUGAUAAUAAAUACAAAAAAGGUAAAUUAUUAAUGAAUAAUAUCAACGCUAUAACGGACAACCAUACGGAUAAUAGGAUAAACUGUGAGCUAAACCAUCAUGGAUACCCAAUUCAGGACGAUGAUACCAUUAGUCAAAAAUCAUAUGGAAGUCAUAAAAUAAGGUCAUUUAAAGACGAGAGCCAUAAAGGAUCGACCGACACGAUAGAUGGCGAAGAAAAGAAGGACGCUAGUAAAGAAGAAUUAGGUUUAGAAGAAGAAAUGAUAGCUGAAGAGGAAGAUGGUAAAUUAGAUCUAGCCAAAAUUGACAUCAAAGCCGGUGAAGGUGAGGUAAUGGACUCGCCAGCCGACUGCUGUCCGGAGCCAUGCUAUCAAAGGUUCCCAUUUUUGGCUGGUGAUGAUGAAUCACCCUUCUGGCAGGGCUGGGCUAUGUUAAGACUCAAAACUUACAGACUUAUUGAAAACACGUACUUCGAAACAGCUGUGAUAACUAUGAUAUUACUCAGUAGUUUGGCUUUGGCUUUAGAAGAUGUUCAUUUACCACAUCGACCUAUACUCCAAGACAUAUUAUAUUAUAUGGAUCGAAUCUUUACUGUAAUAUUCUUUAUCGAGAUGUUGAUCAAGUGGCUCGCUCUAGGAUUUCAGAAGUACUUCACGAAUGCCUGGUGCUGGCUCGACUUCAUCAUUGUCAUGUUGUCGCUCGUUAACCACGGAGCCGUGAUGGCGGGGGCGGACGACAUCCCAGCUUUCCGUUCGAUGCGUACUUUACGCGCACUUCGACCUCUGCGCGCCGUUUCCAGAUGGGAAGGCAUGCGCGUCUCGCUUAUAAACUUCGUAGCGGCGCUUUGUGGCGCCGGUGGCAUUCAGGCGUUCAAAACGAUGCGAACGCUUCGAGCCCUCCGACCGCUCAGGGCUAUGAGCCGCAUGCAGGGCAUGAGGGUGGUAGUGAACGCUCUGGUGCAAGCGAUACCAUCCAUCUUCAACGUGCUGCUCGUGUGUCUCAUAUUCUGGCUUAUUUUCGCUAUAAUGGGUGUACAGCUCUUCGCCGGGAAAUAUUUUAAGUGUGUCGACAUGAACCAUACCACCUUAAGCCAUGAAAUAAUACCAGAUAGAAACGCGUGCAUUUUAGAAAAUUAUACGUGGGAGAACUCACCGAUGAAUUUCGAUCAUGUUGGUAAAGCAUAUCUGUGUCUGUUUCAAGUCGCCACUUUCAAAGGUUGGAUUCAGAUUAUGAACGACGCCAUUGAUUCACGAGAGGUAGACCGACAACCCAUCAGAGAGACGAACAUAUACAUGUAUUUAUAUUUUGUAUUUUUCAUCAUCUUCGGAUCAUUCUUCACUCUCAACCUAUUCAUUGGUGUGAUCAUCGAUAACUUUAACGAACAGAAGAAGAAAGCUGGAGGAAGUCUUGAAAUGUUCAUGACUGAGGAUCAGAAAAAGUAUUACAACGCCAUGAAGAAAAUGGGCUCCAAGAAACCACUGAAGGCCAUACCAAGACCAAGAUGGCGACCUCAAGCAAUUGUAUUUGAAAUAGUAACUGAUAAGAAAUUUGACAUGAUUAUCAUGUUGUUCAUUGGUCUCAAUAUGUUAACAAUGACGCUAGACCACUAUCAGCAAUCAGAUACGUUCAGUGCUGUCCUGGAUUACCUUAACAUGAUAUUCAUAGUAAUAUUUAGUUCAGAGUGCCUGUUAAAAAUUUUCGCCUUACGAUACCAUUACUUCGUGGAGCCUUGGAAUUUGUUCGAUUUUGUCGUUGUAAUGUUUUCUAUACUCAGUUUGGUUUUGAGUGAUAUUAUAGAGAAGUACUUUGUGUCGCCUACUCUAUUGAGAGUAGUCAGAGUAGCAAAAGUUGGUCGAGUUCUUCGACUUGUGAAAGGAGCAAAGGGCAUCCGAACACUAUUGUUCGCCUUAGCCAUGUCACUGCCAGCCCUCUUCAAUAUUUGUUUACUAUUGUUUCUAGUGAUGUUUAUCUUCGCUAUAUUUGGAAUGUCAUUUUUCAUGCAUGUGAAGGACAAAGGAGGCCUCGACGACGUGUACAAUUUUAAAACUUUUGUGCAGAGUAUGAUUUUGCUAUUUCAGAUGUCAACCUCAGCCGGUUGGGACGGAGUUCUCGACGGCAUCAUAAAUGAGGAAGAAUGUGAUCUGCCAGAUAAUGAGCGUGGUUACCCUGGUAACUGUGGAUCCGCUACAAUCGGGAUCACUUACCUACUGUCCUACCUCGUAAUAUCUUUCCUCAUUGUUAUUAACAUGUAUAUCGCUGUCAUUCUCGAGAACUACUCUCAGGCAACGGAAGAUGUACAAGAAGGCCUAACUGACGACGACUAUGACAUGUACUACGAAAUAUGGCAGCGAUUCGAUCCCGAGGGUACGCAAUAUAUCAGAUACGAUCAACUGUCCGAUUUCUUGGAUGUGCUCGAACCACCGUUGCAAAUACACAAACCUAAUAAGUACAAGAUUAUAUCUAUGGACAUACCAAUAUGCCGCGGAGACAUGAUGUUCUGCGUGGACAUCCUGGACGCCCUCACGAAGGAUUUCUUCGCGAGGAAGGGCAACCCCAUCGAGGAGUCGGUGGAGGUCGGCCGGCCGGACGAGGUGGGGUACGAACCCGUGUCGUCGACGUUGUGGCGACAGCGCGAGGAGUACUGCGCGCGGCUCAUCCAGCACGCGUGGCGGCGGCACCGGCGAGCGCAGUCCCCGACGGGCGGCUCGGUGAGUGGGUCGUGCGCGGGCGAGGCGGAGGGCGCGCCCACGGCCGUGCUGCUGGACGCCGGCGGGGGCGCGGGCGGCGCGCACCGCGUGGUGCUGCAGGCGGCCGGCGCGGCGCCCCGGCCUCCCGAGCCCGCGCCGCCGCCCGCGCCCUAUAUAGUGACAGCGGGCGAGCGACGCGACGCGGUCCGUCCCCCGCGGACUGUUGACCCGCGCGUGCGGAGACGCGAGCGUUCAUCGGAGUGUUUUGUGUUCGCACUGUCGCAGCUUGCGAGACGAUUUGUUUUGCGACCGAUGAUCGUGAUUGUCGAGUUUAACUUUUUAGUGUUUUACUUUGUCGCGUCAAUUCCGAUCUCGAGGUGGACCCGUGUAUCGGUCGGAAGGAUUCGUAUUAGCGAGCACGCAGUUUUGUUUCGUCACUAG